Messenger RNA from Solanum dulcamara, 1795 nucleotides. RefSeq lists its product as uncharacterized. Lineage: Eukaryota; Viridiplantae; Streptophyta; Magnoliopsida; Solanales; Solanaceae. The record is from RefSeq and is a predicted model, not a curated record. The transcript has 5 exons. Bases 218 to 1642 code for a protein of 474 amino acids.
AUAUUUUAUUUGGCACAAUUUACUAAACAGCGCAACUCUCUAUUCAGGACUUCACCAUUCUACUAGAAAUUAUCUAAUCGGACCAGCGUCGGAGUAUUUUGGUCGGAGCAUUUAUGCCACCGGCGAAGAAACUGAGAAACGUCCGACCCGAAAAAUUGAUUUCUAAAGGAACCCUAGCAUAGCUACGAAGGGUUUUGGGGUUUUAGGGUUCCAUUUCAUGCUUUUACGAAUGGAUAUCGACACUAAUAUUUCCCAUUGGAUUCUCGAAUUCAUCCUCCGGCAACCGCUCGACGACGGCAUUCUCAACGCUCUCAUUAACGUUCUUCCACUCCCAAACGACAGUUCUAAUCUCAAAAAGGCGCUGCUCAUCAGAAAAAUCGAAUCUGAGAUUUCUAACGUUUCGGUUACCGAGAAAAUCCUCGAAUUUCUCGAAUUAAUUGAGGAAUUAAAUCAUCAAGAGGGGAUUGAAGCUUCAGAGGUUAUGAAAGCUGCGUAUUGUGCGGUGGCAGUUGAGUGCACGGUGAAGUUUUUGAAUAGUGAAGGGGCAGGAGGUGACAAAGGUAAGUAUUUUGAAGCAGUAAGGAGGAUAUGGAAACGCAGAAUCAAUUUAAUGGAGAAAAUGGAGAAUGUAGGGUUUGUGUCAGAAGAGUUAUGGAAUUGGAGGGAUGAAAUAGAGGCGGCUUUAUGGGAUGAUAGGUGUUCUGAGUGUUUGAUAAAGAGAAGUAAAGGCGUAGUUGCUGUGGAGACGGUUAAGGUUUUCGUUAGAGAAGCUAAAGAGAGAAUUGGAUCUCCUUUUCUUGAUGUUGUGGCCGAAACUUACCAGUCUGAUGAGACAAUGAAGGCAUUUUUUGGAGGGGUGAACAAAGAAGGAACUUGCAGGAAAAAUGACAGAGAAGUGUCCAAUGGAAAUGCAUUGCGCAGGAAGAAGCAUGUUGCUUUCAAACGCACCAGAGGAGCAUCAGCUGGGAUGUGUGGAGGUGUCAGGAUCAGUGAUUCUAUUGAGUCAGAACUAGAGGCAUCUGGUGGACAGGAUGGUUUACUGCCUUCAGCUGAAAUCCAGAAAGCAGCGAAAGCACUUAAAUUGAGUUCAUUGGAGCUGCGUGCUAUGGUGAAGGAUCCUCUACCUGAUGCACUACGUCUUGCUGAGACUUUGUCUUCCACGGCAAGGGAUAAUAUGGGUCAUCAGCCUGCUGAAAAUAACAGUGGCAGAGCCCCUCCUCCAAUGGCCUCCAGUAGCAGAAUGGUUCAAGUUAGUGGGGAGAAAUGUGAGGCGCAGCAUAAUUGUCAUCAAAAUGCUGCAUCCAAGCCAGACCGAGUGAACCGACACAGUGCUGUCCAUCCAUUUGAGUGGGAUGAUUUCUUUGAUGAGGUAAAUGAAGGAUCACUAAGUGGCGCAAAUAGGGUUACAUUACCUAGCCCAAAGAGGACGAAAGUUUCUCCCCUGAAGAAGUAUGAAUUUAAAAAAAUCACCACGAGGAGAAAACCCAUGAAAUGGAGUACGUUGGAAGAAGACACUUUGAGAACUGGUGUACAGAAGUAUGGUUCUGGAAACUGGAAGGUCAUCUUAGAUACUUAUCGUGACAUAUUUUCAGUGAGGACAUCAGGUGACUUGAAGGACAAGUGGAGAAACAUGGUAUCAUAGAUAUUUAUUUUGAAGAAAUUUCGCUCGUAUGAGAGCCUUUUGUUUUCUUAAGCAGAGGUAUGGCCUUGUAUAUUUUUUGUAUCAUGUAAAUGUAAACCUGUCCCUGUGUAUCUUGUUUGAUGCAUAAAACUUCAGAUGAAUGCUGUUGUAUAU